Molecule: messenger RNA, 939 nt
Organism: Aplysia californica (California sea hare)
Lineage: Eukaryota; Metazoa; Mollusca; Gastropoda; Aplysiida; Aplysiidae
Product: elongation factor 1-delta
Exons: 9
Coding region: 104-871 (255 amino acids)
Biological process (GO): translational elongation
Cellular component (GO): eukaryotic translation elongation factor 1 complex; cytosol
Molecular function (GO): guanyl-nucleotide exchange factor activity; translation elongation factor activity
Source: RefSeq, a predicted model, not a curated record
UUGUGUGACUGAGUGCACGAGUCUGUUGUGUAUACGGAUUAGAGGCUUACUUCAGACCUGCUCGAACCUGCGAAGGCUCAGACCACCCACAUACUGCUCCAUAAUGGCCAACCCCCUUGCUCUUGAAAAUGUCUGGCUGCAACAGCAAAAGUUUGAGGAUGCCAAUAGCCUGUACAUCCGUCUUCAGUCUGGUACCCUUAACUCUUCACAGCAAGCCAGCAGUUCACUGGCUGGCGAGAUAGCCCAAGUGAGACAAGAUAUACAGAAAGCUUUAAAUAAACAGCCAGGGUCGGCAGGAGGCAGUGGUGGAGACGCCUCUGUCUACAGUCGGCUGGAUGCCUUAGAGAAAGAGAACCGGGAACUCAGGAAAAUCACUGAUGAACUCCGUGCCCUCAUCCUCAACGCCCAGUCCUCUGGGUCGGCCCCUGCCCCAGCACAGAGCAAACCAGCCCCACCUCCAGCGGCAGCGCCAGCUGAUGCAGAUGAUGAUGAUGAUGACGAUGUUGAUCUGUUUGGAAGUGAUGAUGAAGACACAAUAGCCCUGAAAGAUAAACGCUUGAAAGAAUACGCAGAAAAGAAAGCAAAGAAACCGGGUGUGAUCGCCAAGUCUAACGUUGUCCUUGAUGUGAAGCCUUGGGAUGACGAGACAGACAUGGCGGAGAUGGAGAAGAGAGUCCGUGCCAUUGAACAGGAUGGGCUUCUCUGGGGAGCUUCCAAGUUGACAGAGGUUGGCUAUGGCAUCAAGAAGUUGACCAUUAUGUGUGUAGUGGAGGAUGAUAAAGUCGGCAUUGACGAUCUGUCUGAGAAAAUCACAGACGAGAACGAGGAUCUGGUCCAAAGCGUGGAUGUAGCAGCCUUCAACAAGAUCUAGGCCUUCCUCUUCAACUUCGUCCACUCGUUGACUUAGCAAAUAAAACAUCUAAUUUAUAUACUCAAAAA